Molecule: messenger RNA, 1068 nt
Organism: Babesia bovis T2Bo
Lineage: Eukaryota; Apicomplexa; Aconoidasida; Piroplasmida; Babesiidae
Product: RF-1 domain family protein
Exons: 8
Coding region: 29-1003 (324 amino acids)
Biological process (GO): translational termination
Molecular function (GO): translation release factor activity
Source: RefSeq, a predicted model, not a curated record
AGAAACACUUAUAUUGAAACAAAUAUAAAUGUAUCAAUGUAUAUGUGUACUGCUUCUCGCUUGGAAUCUAUUGUGUGUAACAACGACACGACAUGAAAUAGUCAUACCAUUCAAGCACUUAAAUCAUAGUGUAAUAGCUAUAUGGGCAUCAACACAACUAGUACAUGCCCUGAGGUACCAAGAAGGUCGUAGAAGGUAUACCGUGUCAUUCGUGCAACCAGUGAUACGUCGAUGUCUACAACAACGACUUAGCGCAACCAACGCACAAGUGGUAGUGGAAAUACGCCCAGGAGUAGGUGGCACCGAAGCUAAUACAUGGGCACAGGAACUAGCAAAGGCUUUCAAAAAAUUCUGUCAAAAUAAAAAGUGUAAUGUAAAAGAAGAGAAUAUAGGGAGUAUUAUAAUACUACACAUACAAGGUGAUGAUGAUAAAUUCAGAGAAAAUGGAUGCACCGGCCUAGAAGAAAGAUUUCUGCGUGAAGCUGGAAUACACCAAGUCAAACGAGUACCAACAAGUGAAAAGGCAGGAAGAAUGCACUCAUCAACAGCUACAGUAGCAGUACUGCCAACAGAAUUAACAAAAGCUAAAUACGAAGAUAUACUGGCCAAAAUAGUCAUAGACCCACGAGAUAUAGAAUGGAAAACAUGUAGAUCAAGCGGAGCAGGAGGACAAAAUGUCAAUAAGGUAGAAACAGCAGCCGCAUUAACGCAUAAACCUACGGGAAUUAGAAUAGAAUCACAAGAAGAAAGAACACAAAGCAAAAAUAAAGAAAUCGCAUUGGAAAAAUUAAAAAUACAACUAGCAAAAGAUAUAGAAUCUGAUGUUCGCCACGACGCACAAAAUAGAAGAAAGGAACAGAUUAAAGGGUCAAAACGAUCAGAAAGAUUGAAAACAUACUUCUUCAAUACACACCAAAUCAUCAACGAUAGAUGCGGGUGUAAAUACAAUCUCAACGAUUUUCUAAAAUUCAAACUCGAAAAAGUAGAUUGUGACCACUACUGAUGUGUAGAGUGCAGAUUCCACAAUACUCAAGCACACCUAAAUAUGCUGACGCAUAAUAUAGCGAA